GAAGGUCAAUCCUCCGCGAGAGACGCUUUGAUGACACUGUCCAUAUUCAGUGUCGUCACGUAAGUAAUAUGACAGCGCGACAUGGUGGUGUUGGAUUACCCUUGUAUGUGGGGAAAUGUGAUCUCCAGUGAUUAUGUAUGCUCAAAUGGCUCGUGAUGCACAUCUGUGUCGGGAAAUCGUGUUCAUUCACAGUCAACUUUCCAUUUUCAUCUGCACAACCCACGAAGUAAACAGUGGUAAAUGGCCUGUUUGUUUGGUGGUCUGACAGUUAUAGCACUUUGUUGACAGAUAGGUCUAGAAGUUGGUCGUGGGCAGGGUGCUUGUAAACAGGAGCAGGGCUCUUAAUACAGCGAAUAUGGGUUCCUCAUGAAUGAUCUGCUCCUGGUGGUGAGGGGCUCGGACUGAUGACAAGAUGGCGCUCUGCCGGACAGCCAGGGCCAAGACGAUCGCAGUGGGUUGUACAGGACUGUGCAUGCUGGCCAUAGGAAUAGGACUCAUCCCUGUCAUUAAUGUUAUAGUGGACAAGAAGGUUAGACAGAGUGUCAUCUUGAAGGAGGGGGGUCUCCAGUAUGACAUCUGGAGGAACAUGACAAUCCCGGUGUACAUUCAGUUCUACAUGUUUGACCUGAAGAACCCCGAGGAGGUACACAACGGCGAAACUCCGGACAUGGAACAGAGGGGCCCCUACACAUACAGGGAGACAAGAUACAAAGAGAACAUAACCCACCAUGACAACGGUACAGUCUCCUACCGCCAGAUGAGAGUUUUCAAGUUUGAUCGCAACAUGUCCGUGGGGGACGAAACAGAUGAGUUCACCACAGUCAACCCUCCACUCAUGACACUUCUCACAGCCCUGAAGUUCCAGUCUGAGGCGGUGAGGACGGUGAUCAGUGGGGUGCUGAGACUGACGCCUGCUGAGCUGUUCAUGACGAGGCCGAUGAAGGAAAUUAUCUGGGGCUACCAUGACCCCCUACUCAAGGUUGCCAAGAAAUUGGACCAUGAAUGGUUCUACACUGACUACGUUGGAUAUUUCAUCAAUAAAAACAACACAGACGAUGGUGAAUACACAGUGCACACCGGGGAGACGGACAUCAGCCUGCUCGGGGUCAUUGAUAAAUACAAUGGGUCUAGUUACCUGAACUUCUGGUCAACCCCGUGGGCCAACAUGGUGAACGGGACAGAUGGGACAAUAGCUCCACCUUUCAUACAGGAUGUCACAAGACUGCCUACAUUCUCGUCCGAUGUGUGCAGGUCGGUGUAUGGCCUCCACUCAUCGGAUGUGAAGACCACCCAAGGGAUCCCCCUCCAUCGCUUCACAGGGAACCAGGCGGAACUGGGAAAUUUGACGCUGAAUCCGGACAACAUCGGCUUCUGUACCCCACAGUCCAGCUGUUUUGGAACUGGGGUGCUGAAUGUCAGUGCCUGUCAAAGUUUGGACUACUUCCAGAUUCCGGGCGUGGUCUCGUUUCCUCACUUCUAUCUGGCAGAGGACAAGUAUGUCCAUGGGGUGUAUGGCAUGGCACCCAACAAGGAGGAACACGAGACGGCCAUUGAUAUAGAACCACUGACUGGCCUGGUGCUGCAAGCUGCGAAGAGACUUCAAAUCAACAUGCAUGUCAUCCCCAUCCCAGACAUACAACAGACUGCCAACAUCAAGCCAGUAGUGAUGCCAAUAUUUUGGGUGAAUGAGAGUGCCGCAGUUGACGAUGUCCACGCUAAGCAGUUGCAAGAUCUGCUGUUUACGCCGCUCCUGGUCACAGAUAUACUCAAAUAUGGACUUAUUGGUGUUGGGGCGGCCAUGUUUCUCUGUUCAGCAAUCUAUGCAAUAUGGUUCUUGAAGUCCCCUGAGACUUCAACAAACAGCAGUGAAAGAUCUGAGCCCCAUCGCUGUGAUGACAGCCCAGAUGAGACCACACCCUUACUGUAUGAUGAAGCUUACAGUGGUCGCAAUGGCCACACAAACAGGCUACAAGGGGGCAACACUGCCCCUAACAUCAACCAGCUAGAAAGGGACACUGCAAGGGCUAACACUCCCUCUAACACUGAUUAUAUGCAAGAGGAAAGAGAUCGAUCCAACGCUCCCCAAAACACUGAUAAUAUGCAAGGGGACACUGCAGGGAUUAACACUCCCCCUAACACUGAUCAUAUGCAAGAGGAAAGAAAUCAAUCCAACACUCCCCAAAACACUGAUAAUAUGCAAGGGGACACUGCAGGGAUUAACACUCCACCUAACACUGAUCAUAUGCAAGAGGAAAGAGAUCGAUCCAACGCUCCCCAAAACACUGAUAAUAUGCAAGGGGGCACUGCAGGGAUUAACACUCCACCUAACACUGAUCAUAUGCAAGAGGAAAGAGAUCGAUCCAACGCUCCCCAAAACACUGAUAAUAUGCAAGGGGGCACUGCAGGGAUUAACACUCCCCCUAACACUCAUCAUAUGCAAGAGGAAAGAGAUCGAUCCAACACUCCCCAAAACACUGAUCGUAUGCAAGGGGGCACUGCAGGGAUUAACAUUCCCCCUAACACUGAUCAUGUGCAAGAGGAAAGAGAUCGAUCCAACACUCCCCAAAACACUGAUAAUAUGCAAGGGGGCACUGCAGGGAUUAACACUCCCCCUAACACUCAUCAUAUGCAAGAGGAAAGAGAUCCAUCCAACACUCCCCAAAGCACUGAUAAUAUGCAAGGAGGCGCUGCAGGGAUUAACACUCCCCCUCACACUGAUCAUAUGCAAGAGGAAAGAGAUUGAUCCAAGACUCUUCAAAACACUGACAGACUACAGGUGACACUGCAGGGAUAAAUACAUGAUUAUUAUUGUGUGUGACCUUUCACUGACCAAUAGUGAUGGGAUAAAUACAAUGGCAAACGGUACAGUAUCUGCUCUCCAAAUGUAAAGGACACAGAAUUUUUUAAACUACUGGUCUGUGAAGAGAGUAUUGAGGGACAGCAAGACAACUCAGGUGGAUGUUCUAUUGUUGUUCAUGAUCACGUGUUUGCUCGUCAUGAAGAAGGACCUAUUUAUUCCAAACACCACAUAACAGGGAUGGCACCAAAGGGGGGUAACUCUUGAAAUUUUCUACAACCUAUCAAACCUAUAAGCAAUCACAGGUUCCAGGUGGGAGCAGAUAGGAAUAUCUGUGGCCAAGUUCAUCUCUAUCAAAAACAAAGUGUCAAUGGUAAGGAUUGUGUUUGAGGUAAAUAAGCUCAAUAGAUUUCUGAUGAUUCUGUUAGUGUAUGCAAAUAUUUCUGCUCUGCGUGAUAUUUUUUAUAUUGACUGAGAAACAGUGCUUCAGGGUGCUAAGGUCAAAUUGUUUUGUAAGAGAUGCUAUAAUGUAAACCUGUUUAUCCAGACAGAGAUAUUGUCCGGAUUAACGAAGGACAAGGAAUGAUGAGGACCCUUUUGGGCCCAGGACAUAGUUUAAAGGGCAAGUUCACACGGAAAUUAACCUAUUUUUCUUGUACUUUUUCCACAUUAAAAGUGUUAACCUAGAAGUGUCAUAGACAAAAAUAUAAAAAUAUCACAAUUAAUUAAC
This is a messenger RNA of Haliotis rufescens (red abalone), 3527 nucleotides long. Its product is annotated as lysosome membrane protein 2-like. Lineage: Eukaryota; Metazoa; Mollusca; Gastropoda; Lepetellida; Haliotidae. The record is from RefSeq and is a predicted model, not a curated record. Gene Ontology annotation, cellular component: cytoplasm; lysosome; membrane. Gene Ontology annotation, molecular function: scavenger receptor activity. The transcript is spliced from 15 exons. The coding region runs from base 413 to 2743 and encodes 776 amino acids.